AUGCGAGAAGCUACGGACGGUUCCGAAGCGGCACAAGUCCCACCGUCCGGAGACAACGCCGACGGCAACGCUCACGGUAACACCGACACUGUUGCGGCCACAGCCUCAGCAACGGAGGGCAACAGCUUUGGGCCUCGAGUUGAUGGCAGCGAAGAAAGGCCGCACGGCCGCUUGCAGCAGGCAUGGGGCCGCGCCGCGGCGCCCUUGGCAGGCGCAGCCAGUGGCGCGCUUGGCGGAGCCCUUGGCGUAGCAGCGGUUGCCACUGGUGGAGCCCUGGGUGCCCUUGCUGCUGUGGCCUUGGCCGGAACGUUGGUGUCCACCGCUGUCAAAGCACAGGCAGCACAAGACCAACAGCUGCCGACUGAGCAGUCGCAGGUUGAGACUCAAAGUCAAGAAGCCGUUGGCACUGAAGAUCUGGCGGAGGAGGACACGGAGUCUACAGGGUCGGAGGUGGUGUUGUCGAGACAGGCUGCUGCUGACCUUCUGGAGGUUGCGGAGCCUGAAGCCCAGGACGCUGACACUGAUUACGCCCAGCUUCUUCUGGCUGGCUCCGAGCUGUUGCCGCUGGUCCGACUGCUGCAUCGUUUGCACGCCAAGGAUCCAAGGCAGAUAGAGCAGCUGUGCCACGAGGAGGGCCUGGUUCGCCUGAGCGCAGACGGCGAGCACAUCCCGGGUUUCUUCCAACCUGGCAGUGACACGGAGGCUGCCAAGGUCUUCCUGCUCGGGAGCGAGGCGGAUGCGCUGCAGCGCCCCGAGGCAUUUCUCGAAUGCUGGAUGCAGACCAAUGCUCGCAUCCGCUUGGCUGCCCUGGACAGCUCCAUCGCUGAAGAGGCUACAGGCCAUGUACAUGAGGGCUUCCAAGCGGCUUGGCUCGGAGUGGCCCCGGCGCUGCGGCGGCUCAAUGACAGCCGCAAGGUGGUCCUUGUCGGCUACUCCUUAGGAGGUGCCCUGGCCACCCUCGGCGCCCUUGACCUGUGCUGCAAAGGCUUCAGGCAGGUCGAGCUGAUAACAUUUGGAAGCCCAAGAGUCGGCAAUGAGAUGUUUCGAAACUUCUUUCGGGAGAAGUGCCUCACAACAGGGGCCUUGCGGGUGGCGCGUUUCGUCAACACGCUGGACCUUGUCCCCCACGUACCAUUGAAUCCAGCUGAUGCUGUUGACGCUACAAGGCAAGGGCAGCUCUGGCAAAGCGUCGAGGAAACCUUGAUGCGCCGUCUGCCUCAGGAGCACCUCACAGGACCCGGCUUGGGUUCCUAUGUGCAUGUGAGUCCGGGCACCGUCCUCGACGGAUUGUCCACCGGGCUCACCGGAAUGGUCACGCGGCUCGCUGCUGUUGCGCCGGACGGGGAGAGGGCCGUCGCUCUGACCUCUUUGCCGGGGGAGUUCUUCUCUGAACACUCGCUGAGGAGUUACUUACGUACGCUUGCGGCCGCCCCAAAGCCGGCAUGGCUGACAGUGUCCUCCCUCCUCCUGGACUCCGCUCGCCCUCUUCGCGCGGCCCUCGGCCGCUUGGGACCUCGGCCCACGAGUGGCCUGGCCGAGGCCGCGUCGGCAGCAUCGCUGGGUGUCAGCGUCGGCACCAUGCUCGUUCCGCAUGUCCUCGGCGCCUCGGUUUCUGCAGUGGGCUGCUUCUACAUCGCGCAGCAGGUCAGCCGCGUCUCGCAAGAGCUCUCCACACAGUCUGCCAACACGUCCGGGCGCCUGGACACGUUGGCCUCAGCAGUCCACGUGCUGUCGCAGGAGGUCUUCGACGCCAAGCGAGCCAUUGCUGCGGGCUUUACCGACAUGUCAACGCUGCUGCAGAGGCAGAAUGUUGACAAUAUUCUCCGUCGGGCACGAGCUGGGCAAACGCAACUCGCAGACGACCUGGAGGUGUUCCUGGCUCGUCCAUCCACCGAUCAUGUGCUGAUGAUUCGGGAAGGCGCCCGUGCACUCCGGGGAGUCACGGCGGAGGUCCUGGAAUUGAGCUCCGAGCUAGAGGAGGCCGGUGCAGAAGCUCCAGACAUGGCAAGGCUGCUUGAAGUCCUUCUUUCGGGGACCCGAUUGGCCCUGUUGGCUGAUGCAUUGGUUGACGAGGAGACCUCGGCCUUGCGUGCUGCGCAAGCCUUCGCUCGGAUAGCACCCGUCCUGGGCCGCUUCUACUGGCAACACAUGGGCGUCGGUGCCCCUGAGCCGUGGCAACGGGCGAUCGACGCCCAUCGCUCACGGUUCUUGGCCGUUGCUUUGGCCGUCUCCGCGAACGCGACGACUGCAUCGGUGAAUCCGUUUGGCCGGCUAGCGUUCAGCACACCAUGCGACCGGCUAUUCGCAGCUCUUUGCGUCGAGCCGAGGAGUCCCGAACUCCGGGUCUCCUUGGCACUGCACCUCGCCCGAGGGCAGACUGCGGGCCAGGCGAUUGUUCCAUCGCAUCCUUGGUUGGCUAUCGAGGAUGACGGCAGCCACGGUGAUGAAUUUAAGGAAAGACUCUUCCUGCAGGGCCUCGCGCUAUUGCUCCCUGUCCCUGGUUGCGAGACAGAUCCCAGCUCCGCUGCACAGCUGUGGAACCGCCUCGUGUUGGAUGGGGCCGACUUGGCUUCUUCACUGAAGUCCUUCGAUGGGGAAGAUCCGCUGCCAGAGUCCGCCUUGCGUGCCUUAGCGGAGGCCACCAGAACGCAGCAGUUGGUGCCCUUGGCGCUGGCGCUCCAUGGAUCCUUGAUGCUACCAGGCACACUCACAGCCGAGCUGCAGGCCUGGCUUUCGAGAGUCGUCACUGUCCAAGAUCUUCAGGCUGCACAAGGCUCCAUUGCGUCUUCCAUGGCAUUGCAGCAAAUGGCACAUGCAGUGGUGCAUGACGCCCGCGGCAUGGAGGACUUGUUGGAGAAGUCUCGCGAGGUCUUCUACGACUUGACAUCCAUGUUGCAGAUUGCCAUGGCUCAUCUCAACCCCUCGGAGCAGCGCGCGGUGGAGGAGCUGCGAAGGGCUCUCGACAAAGACCUGGAGUCGCUAAACGCGGAGGCUCGCUAUUUGGUCCUAGGAGGCCUCGUGUCAGCAGGCAAGACCAGCCUGAUCAAUGCGAUCUUACUCGAAGCGGUUGCGGGCGCCCGCGAGGAGCUAAAGGAGGACCGGGGAGGACGCUUGAACUUGAUGCCCACAUCCUUCAACGAAAACACUCGCAUCGUCACAGAGCUGGAGUUAAGCCCGUCCUGCGCCGCCAUCGAGAUCCGACUCAUGGAGAGUGUGCUGGAGACGGUGCGAGAGCAGCAUGAACAUGGGUCUGCAGGUGGUAGCAGUAGUCGUCGUGGUGGUGCUCGCUGUAGGAGCGGAGUAGGCGUAGGAGUAGGAAUAGGAGCCAGAGGGGCCAUAGCCGUAAUUAGCAGGUAG
Molecule: messenger RNA, 3357 nt
Organism: Symbiodinium sp. CCMP2456
Lineage: Eukaryota; Dinophyceae; Suessiales; Symbiodiniaceae
Source: the annotation of a GenBank genome assembly